Equus caballus (horse) is the source of this 3417-nucleotide messenger RNA. It is a transcript of the gene FRS3, whose product is annotated as fibroblast growth factor receptor substrate 3. NCBI's taxonomy places the organism in Eukaryota, Metazoa, Chordata, Mammalia, Perissodactyla, Equidae. Gene Ontology annotation, molecular function: transmembrane receptor protein tyrosine kinase adaptor activity; fibroblast growth factor receptor binding. The record is from RefSeq and is a predicted model, not a curated record. Gene Ontology annotation, biological process: fibroblast growth factor receptor signaling pathway. Gene Ontology annotation, cellular component: cytoplasm.
UCCACCGAGGCCGCACCGCGCCGCGCCGCAGUCUCCGCUCGCUCCCGAGGAAGCCCAGGGCGGCGGGCGGCGGAGCCCCGGGGCUGGGGGCGGGGAUCCAGGGACGACGCGCGGCCCCGACCUCCCCCAUUCCUUCCCAGUGUCUGGAAAUUCCCCUGACCACCCUGCAACCUAAACUGGCCUCCCAUUCCGCAGCACCGCCCCCACCCCCACUUCCCGGACACACCUUCGCGUGUCCUGGAGCCCUCGGAACCCCCUCACUCCUGCGAAUUCCCCUGCUAGACCCACAGAGCCACCAUUCUCCCUGGAUGUCCCCCAGUGUUUCCACCGCCCUGAAAUUCCUCAGAUCCUUCAUACCCUUAUUCCUUUUGCACCAUGCUCAAAUCCAAAACACUCGCUCACGUUUCCCGCAGCCCGCUCAUAUGUUUUGCGUGCCCACGGCCCCCUCUAACUCCCGCCCCCAGUCCACACCUAUCCCAGACCAGACCCCCUCCUCCCCUCCCACCUCACGGACUGUCAUGAUGUGCCCUGAUAUCUUAAAGAGAAGAGAAGGGGUCAGGAAAAGGUGCAAUGCCCCCCACCCCCCAGCUUACACCCUGUAGUUCUUGCCUUCACCCCCAGCUCUCUGUUGGUGGCUCAAGCCCAGUGUUUUCCCAGCCGCCUGGCAAUAGGCUGUGACCCCUCCCGCAGUCUGCUUUCUCCUUCCAGAGAAUAAGCCAGGCCGAGAGGGCGGGGGUCCUUUUACCUGGAGAGUUGUCCAAGGAUGCGGAGCACAGGGGCCCUGGGCAAUGACAUUGUUGUUCCAGAGCAGGAGGGUGGCAUGUCAAGGGUCCCGGCUUGUGGACUUGUCUACCUGAGGCCAGAUCCCUGAAAUUUGGUUUAUUGUUAGCAUUUAUGUUAAAAUUUUAGGACUUUCAGAGCUUGGAGAACAGAAAAUUGAUCAAGCUUCCAAAUGUUAGAUUGAAGGAGCCUGUCUUGGGAAAGGAAAAUGUCGAUUUUAAUGAUAUUUGUCCUACAUCCUGCCUCUAGAGAUUAUUUAAGCUAGAAGCUUUACAGAUAUUACACAGUGUACAGAUGUUUCCCUUAAAAACUAAGGCCUUGGUGUGGGAGUUGGAGGUGUUGGGGGGGAUUGACUUGGCAGUGUCUCUCAGAUACUUGCUAGCAACAAAACAGAUUCGAAUGUUGCCUUCCUGAAUCUUAAACUAGCUCUCUUUCCAACACAUUAUAGUGUCGUUUUGAGAAAGCUCUUUGUGGGGUUCAAGUUCUCUGCAAAGGUAAGGUGGUGGUUUUGGUGUUGGUUGUAACAGGAUUCAGAUGGGGUCUGAAGGCAACUUAAAAGGUCUUGGGCUGUCUCAGACUUCAGACUCAUUGGUGCUCUGGGAGUCUCUCUCUCAGGGCCUCUGGGGCUUGGAAUUAGUGGUCCCUUUGCCCUUGAUCUCACUUUCUUCAUUGGUUUUUCUGUUCCAUUAGGACCUGGAACAGAUAUCCAGAUGGGAUGGACUAAAAGCGAGUCAGGUUCCUUAACAAUUGGAGGGCGGGCUGGCUGCUCUGACACCAUGGGGAGCUGCUGCAGCUGCCUGAACAGAGACAGCGUCCCAGACAACCACCCCACCAAGUUCAAGGUGACAAAUGUGGAUGACGAGGGGGUGGAGCUGGGCUCCGGAGUGAUGGAGCUGACGCAGAGCGAGCUGGUGCUGCACCUGCAUCGUCGUGAGGCUGUCCGCUGGCCCUACCUCUGUCUGCGGCGCUAUGGCUACGACUCCAACCUCUUCUCCUUUGAGAGUGGCCGCCGGUGUCAGACGGGCCAGGGGAUAUUUGCAUUCAAGUGCUCCCGGGCCGAGGAAAUCUUCAACCUCCUUCAGGAUCUGAUGCAGUGCAACAGCAUCAAUGUGAUGGAAGAGCCAGUCAUCAUCACUCGCAACAGCCACCCGGCUGAGCUCGACCUCCCUCGGGCCCCCCAGCCGCCCACUGCUCUAGGCUACACUGUCUCCAGCUUCUCCAACGGCUUCCCGGGCUGCCCGGGAGAGGGCCCGCGGUUCUCAGCGCCCCGGCGCCCCUCGACAAGUAGCCUGCGACACCCCUCGCUUGGGGAAGAGUCCACCCAUGCCCUCAUUGCCCCUGACGAACAGUCCCACACCUACGUCAACACGCCGACUGGUGAGGAUGACCACCGCACGAGCCGGCACUGCCUGCAGCCCCUGCCUGAGGGUCGGGCACCCUUCCCUCCUCAGGCCCAGGGCCCCGAUGCACGGGACCCGCAGGUGUUCUUGCAGCCAGGCCAGGUGAAGUUUGUGUUGGGCCCGACCCCUGCUCGGCGGCACAUGAUGAAGUGCCAGGGCCUCUGCCCCAGCCUGCAUGACCACCCCCAGCACCACAACAACAAUGAGGGCUCUUCCGAGUGCCCGGCCCAGCCCAAGUGCACCUAUGAGAACGUCAGCGGGGGGCUGCGGCCAGGGGCCAGCUGGAGACUGAGCCCAGAGGAGCCGGGCUGGACUGGCCUUGCCCACCGCAGGGCCGCCCUGCUGCACUACGAGAACCUGCCCUCCCUGCCCCCUGUGUGGGAGAGCCAAGCCCAGCAGCUGGGGGAGGAGGCCGGGGAUGAUGGGGACUCGAGGGACGGGCUCACACCCUCCUCCAAUGGCUUCCCUGAUGGCGAGGAGGACGAGACCCCCCUGCAGAAGCCCACCAGCACCCGGGCUGCCCUCCGCAGCCACAGCAGCUUCCCUGUGCCACUGACCCGCCGCCGAGGCUCCCCGAGGGUCUUCAACUUUGAUUUCCGCCGCCCAGGCCCUGAGCCCCCAAGGCAGCUCAACUACAUCCAGGUGGAGCUGAAGGGCUGGGGCGGAGACCGUCCCAAGGGGCCCCAGAACCCCUCAGUCCCCCGAGCCCUUGUGCCCACCACCCACCCUGCCCGCAGCUCAGAUUCCUAUGCCGUGAUUGACCUCAAAAAGACCGUGGCCAUGUCCAACCUGCAGAGGGCUCUGCCCCGAGAUGAUGGCACCGCUAGGAAGACCCGGCACAACAGCACCGACCUGCCUCUGUAGGGACUUCCCUCCGCCCCGCCACGGUCCAGCCUCCGCCUCACGUUCCGUCCUCUGAACCCACACUCCCAGGGUUCAAGGUCGCUUCACAGAAGGGCAUUGAGGUGGGACCAGAUGCUUCCCCGUGCUGGUCGGAGUCCCUAAAGAUAUCAGCCACUGAGUGUCCUGGUCUCCAAGUUGGGGAGAGAAGAGGGUGACCAGGCAAGGAGGGAGCCACGAUGGAAACUGUGAAGGGUCCCUGUGAUUGCAUUUAGCACCCUCCCGUUAUGUCCAUUUGUCUUGUCUGCCGUCUGCGUGUUUUUUUUGGUUGAAAUUUUGGAACAUUUUGUACCUGUUGAUUUUAUUUAUCAGUUUAUUUUUCUAUUUAUUGUUUUAA